Messenger RNA from Prunus dulcis (almond), 1008 nucleotides. RefSeq names its product protein MIS12 homolog. NCBI's taxonomy places the organism in Eukaryota, Viridiplantae, Streptophyta, Magnoliopsida, Rosales, Rosaceae. Gene Ontology annotation, cellular component: nucleus; chromosome, centromeric region. The record is from RefSeq and is a predicted model, not a curated record. The coding region runs from base 58 to 789 and encodes 243 amino acids. The transcript has 7 exons. Gene Ontology annotation, biological process: mitotic sister chromatid segregation; kinetochore assembly; mitotic cell cycle.
CAACUCCAAUUUUCCCAGACUUUUCAAAGUGCGCCAUUUUACAGAGCCACUCAGAGAAUGGAAGGCAGUGAAAGCGAGGCAGUGUUCGAUUCGCUGAACGUUAAUCCGCAGCUGUUUAUCAACGAGGUCUUCAACCUCGUCGAUGAUUUGGUCGAUGACGCUUGCAAUCAUUUCCACCAACAAGCAUCAACCUCCCUGAAGAUCGAGGGCACUGACAGAACCCAAGAUUUAUCCAAGGGUAUUAAUGUUAUCCGCAAAAAGGUUCAAUCAGAUAUUGAUAAGCGGCUAGCUAUGUGGGAGCAGCACUGCCAUAACCACUUUUUUCAAGUUCCUGAGGGGUUCAUGCUGCCCAAAAGUGAUGAAUCACCUGUCGACACUUCUAUAUGUCAAAAUGCAAUCUGUGACCCAGACUUGGAUGCCCAGUUGGAUUUAUUAAGGAACAACCUUACUAAGGUUGGUCAGGAGUCUGCUGCGCUGAACCGAGAGCUCCAAUCAUUAGAACGACAGUCUGCGUCUAACGAUCAUAUUUCUGCCUUCGAUGAGAUUUCACUACUAUAUGACCAAAACUCUUAUCAUGAGAUGUUCCAAGAGAUGAUGAAGACAGCAUCAGAACUUCGGACAAAAAUAGGAAAGCUGAAGACCAGAAAGAUAGAAGAAACCGAACACAAUAAAGCAGAUAAGAUUUACAACCCACACAGAGAUCCAUCUAUGAUGGGUAUUGGCAAAGGCUUCUCUGGUGCGAAGUUGGAAGAUCUUCAAGAAGUUUUAGUCCAUUUGAAAAACUGGUGAACUUGAUGUACACUCUAUUUUGCAGGCUUCUCUGAUGCGGAGUUGGAAGAUCUUCAAGAAUUUUAGCCAAUAUAAAAAAACAUGUGAAAUUUAUGUAUGAUUUUGUCACCCUUGUAGUACACAAGUCAUGCCUUUAGGCAGUUGUAAGUCUUUCCCCACUCGUCCAUGAACUUGGAAUGUAUUGUUAAUGUUUGAGGUAUAAUAGCCUGUACUGUACUA